AUGCAAAACGAAAAAUCUUUUCAAGCUAGUAUUGUAGGUACAAUCAUAUUUUCAUGUAUUGUAGCCUUCUUUGCAAUGCUUAUAUCACUUUCUUAUCAAAGGCCAGCUGAAGAUGUUGACCCUCAGAGCGUAUUUUAUCCGAAACGCUUUAUAAUUGAUCAAAGCUUCGAUGUGCCAUCAAAGAAGAUGUCGGAGUAUCCUAAUUACAUAUAUUCAUUAACUUCAUUUUUCGAAUCUUAUUUCCGCAAAAUGGGAAUUUCUUACAAUAAACUAACAAACGAUGAUUAUGUGUCUUUCGAAGAAUAUAGGAUAAUCGAAGCUAUUAUAUUACUUUGUUUAAACACCUCCGCUGAUUAUUCAGAAUUAUGUGAAGAUUUCAGUGCCGGACGUAGCUUGUCUGCAACAAGAAUUAUCAAUAUGCUUUAUAACGAGCAAUCACAAUUAAGGAAAUUCUUAAAACAGCAAAACUCAACAAAAACCUUUUUAGUAGAAUUUAAAAAACCUACAAUUGGAUCUAGUGUACAGCAAAUCAAAGAUAUGCUUGUAUCAUCAAAAAAUCCACUCAUUUUAUCGUUACCAAUUAUCGAAGCGAAGUAUUUUUUACCAUGUUCAAUUUCUGAUGCUCAAAAUACAUUAGAAUGCAAUAAAAGUUUAACUACAUGUCCACCAUUUUACAGUGAAACAUUUUGCGCCUCAAAAUCAGCAUCAACUUUCCUUAGUAAUGGAGAUUUCUUUAUUCCGAAAAAACCAGCAGUACCAGUUGUAAGCAAAAAAUAUAUGAAUUUCGUUGUUGAAGGCUUUAAUGACGAUGAUACAUGCCGUCGUAGUAUUGUUGAAUUUAAUUCACAAUACUUUCCAAAUGGAGGCAUAACUGUUAGAGGACUUCAAUCAGGAUACAUUGGAAGAACAAUUAGCGAUGGACAAGGAAUUUCUAGCGAGUUUACAGAUUCAAAAUGUCAAAAUUUGUUCUCUCCCUACAGUUGGUUGCCAUUAAAUAUAUCUUCAACAUCUAUUAAUACAUAUACACCACUUAAAUGUCUUCAAGGAAGUGUAAUUUGUAACUCAUCUCAUACAUAUGCGCUUACUAUGCUUGGAUCUUCAUUAUUACGCGAUCCUUCUGUUAGCGAAGACAAUUAUGGAUUUACCUAUACCUAUUUUAUUGACCUAACAACAGGGGAAAGAAUAAUGAUUAACAGUGUCCAGUUUUGGGAACUAAAUAAAUACUUUGAACCAUUAUAUAGCAACGUAAGGGAUGAAUUGUCAUGUGGUCAUUACAUGAUCCCUUAUGAAUACAUUGAUUUGGCGAAUUCUCUUAGUCCUGGUUCAGUUUUGGCUGGAGAUUUCCCAUUAAAGUUUUCGAAAGAUAGUUAUGACUCACUGACAACAACAAAAGUCAACCUUUCUGCUUCAAGAACUUAA
This is a messenger RNA of Trichomonas vaginalis G3, 1419 nucleotides long. RefSeq names its product papain family cysteine protease domain containing protein family. The coding region runs from base 1 to 1419 and encodes 472 amino acids. The record is from RefSeq and is a predicted model, not a curated record. Lineage: Eukaryota; Parabasalia; Trichomonadida; Trichomonadidae. The transcript has a single exon.